Molecule: messenger RNA, 2541 nt
Organism: Cornus florida
Lineage: Eukaryota; Viridiplantae; Streptophyta; Magnoliopsida; Cornales; Cornaceae
Exons: 6
Coding region: 1-2541 (846 amino acids)
Molecular function (GO): nucleic acid binding; RNA-DNA hybrid ribonuclease activity
Source: RefSeq, a predicted model, not a curated record
AUGAAGAAGCAGUUCCAUUUUGAUGCCCGCUGGAUUUUGGAGGAUCAAUGUUGUGAUAUUAUUGCCCGUGCAUGGUGUUUUCCUGCUUGUGGCUCUCAUCAAUUUUGUUGGGUUUCAAAGUUGAAAUCUUGUAAGCAGUUGCAGAGGGCAGAAUCUCUUUUAUCUUCCUGUUGGCUUGAAGAGGAGCUAUAUUGGAAACAGAAGUCUCGAAAUCAAUGGUUGCAAUUUGGUGAUCGUAAUUCAAAAUUUUUUCAUGCAACUACCAAGCGUCGUCGUGCAAAAAAUGCGAUCAUUGGUAUUCGGGAUGAUUUGGGGUUUUGGCAAGAAAAGGAAACAACAAUUCAUUCUACUUUCUUGAACUAUUUUCAGAAUCUUUUUCAGACCUCUAGUCCAAUGGCGGUUGAUUCUUUUCUUCAACAUGUGCCGUGUAGAAUUUCAACAGAGAUGAACAAUGCUCUUUUGGGUCAACAGACAAAGCUGGAGAUUAAACAGACAGUAUUCAGUAUGGCUCCUCUUAAGGCUCCGGCCAAAUGGCUCAAGAGUAUUAUUCUGAUCACUCAUGAGGUCUUGCAUUACUUGAAGAAUAAGAGGAAAGGUGAAAAAGCCUUCAUGGCUCUUAAGCUUGAUAUGAGUAAAGCCUACGACAGGAUCGAAUGGCCUUUCUCACUCCCUUUAUCAUUGGCUCUUCAUCGUGCUCAGCAGGCAAGAGUUCUCACUGGCUUGUCUAUUCGUUGGGAUGCUCCUGUUCUCUCGCACUUGUUUUUCGCCGAUGACUCCAUUAUUUUUUAUCAAGCCUCCAUUGAAGAAGUUCAAUCAUUGAAACAUAUCCUUAAUUGUUAUAAACAGGCGUUUGGUCAAAUGAUUAAUUUUUCGAAGUCUGCCAUUUUCUUCUCUAAAAAUACUAGUCGAUUUAUAAGAUCUAUCAUCAGCCAUUUGCUGGGGAUUUCAGUGGAGGGUUUCCAUGCUCGUUAUCUGGGAGUGCCUGCCUUAGUGGGGCGUUCUAAGCGAGAUGUUUUCCAGUUUGUUCUUCAUCAUAUGCAAGAUAGACUUGCAUUUUGGAAUAAACAUUGUCUUUCAGCUGGUGUUAAGGAAAUUUUAAUCAAGGCAGUGCUUAGUGCCCUCCUUACAUAUCUUAUAUCUUCUUUUCGGUUGCCUCGCUCUUUAUGUUUGGAUCUUUCUAAAUGUGUACGUAAUUUCUGGUGGUGUAAAAAACAGCAAUCCUGUUUAGUGCAUUGGGUAAAUUGGGAAGAUUUGUGUGCUAGUAAAAAUAGUGGGGGCCUGUGCUUUCGUAAUUUUGAAGCUUUUAACUCUGCUCUCAUGGCUAAACACGCCUGGAAUUUUCAAGUUACUCAACGAGGUAUUGCUUUUCAUCUCCUUAAAGCCAAAUAUUUUCCAUCUUAUUCUUUCUUGGAGGCUUCUUUGGGAUCUAACCCGUCUUGGGGAUGGCAGAGUAUUUGGUUCACACAAGAGCUUUUUCGUAAGGGCUUAAUGUGGUCCGUCGGAAAUGGUCAAUCCAUUGAUAUUUGGAAUGAUAGAUGGAUUCCAGGUUUUUCUAAGACACAUCCAUUCCAACCUGCUGGAGCUUAUUUAUUCAAGGUUGCUGACCUUAUUGAUAUGCAACAGGCCUCGUGGAAUAGAGAUAUUUUAACUUUAGUUUUCUUGCCCCAUGAAGUGGUAGUAAUUUCUAAAUGUCAAUUUAGCCUCCGUAAUAAAACUGAUUCUUAUAUUUGGGCUCUUGAGACAUCGGGUCGCUUCACUGUUAAAUCUGCUUAUCAUUUAGCUAUGUCUUUGCAUUGUCCUACUCUAGUUGGUGUGGGGAAAAUUUGGAAAGAAAUUUGGCACUGUAAAACUCUUUCUAAAAUUAAUCAUUUCUUAUGGCGCUGUUGUCAUGAUGUUCUUUCAUUGGGUUCCACACGUCUUCAUAGACGUUUCACUAAUGAUGCAAUGUGCCCUCAUUGUGAGUGGUUGUUGAGUCUUCCUACUCUUGCCUCUGGGCGUAUGGAGUGCACUUCUUUGAUGAGCUUGGUUUCCUUUUGCUGUUGGUUUUUAUGGAAAGCUUGCAACAUGUUGAUUUUUGAAGGUGCUCUUUGGAAUCCUUCUUUUGUGGCCUCUAAGGCAGUCCAAAGCUUCUGGGAGUUUUUUGAUUCGCAGAAAUGUUGGUUGAAUGUGCAUUUGACUCCUAAACCUUCUGUUUCCCCUGUUUCUUGGUCUCCUCCCCCUUUCGCUUCAUCUCCAUUGGUGGCUGAAGUUUUCGCUUUUAGACUUGCUGUCAUGUGGGCUCGGGUUUUUGAUUUUCGGCACGUCUGGUUUGAAUGUGAUACUAAAAAUCUUGUGGAAGCUUUGCAAGUAGCUUCUCGGUACCCUUCUAUCAUCGCCCCAUGUAUCUAUGAUAUUCGCACUGAUCUGGACCUCUUCUCGUGGGUUAAGGUGUCCCAUGUGCGGUGGCAAGGUAAUCGAGCAGCCCAUGCCCUUGCAUCACUCUCUUCUUCGUGCUUGUGUGCUGAUUCUGUCAUCUCUCAACUUUCGGUAGAGGUGCUUUAG